UCCGGAGACUUCUGUUAUGUUGGGGAGCAGUACUGCAUCGCUAAGUCCCUGCAGAAGUCUGUGUCGAGGAAGAAGUGUGCGGGCUGUAAGAUCUCAGUUCACACCAUGUGUAUGGAGCAGCUGGAGAAGAUUAACUUCAGGUGCAAACCCUCGUUCAAAGAGCCGGGGUCUCGAGCUGUGAGAGAGCCCAACCUGGUGCGACACCACUGGGUCCAUCGGAGGCGUCAGACGGGGAAGUGUCGGCAGUGUGGGAAGGGAUUCCAGCAGAAGUUUUCAUUUCACAGCAAAGAGAUCAUCGCCAUCAGCUGCUCGUGGUGCAAACAGGCUUAUCACAACAAGGUGACGUGCUUCAUGCUGCAGCAGAUCGAGGAGUGCUGCUCUCUGGGAGCGCACGCCGCCGUCAUCGUCCCGCCCACCUGGAUCAUCAGAGUCCGCAGAACACAGACGUCUCUGAAGUCCAGUAAAAAGAAGAAGAGGACGUCGCUGAAGAGCAACAAGUCGAGCAAGAAGGGCGCCGAGGUCCAAGAUGGCCGCUGGAAGCCCUUCCUGGUGAAGCCCCUCCCCUCUCAGCUCAUGAAGCCUCUGCUGGUGUUCGUGAACCCAAAGAGUGGAGGAAACCAGGGAGCGAAGAUCAUCCAGUCCUUCAUGUGGUACCUGAACCCCCGACAGGUCUUUGACCUGACCAAGGGAGGACCCAAAGAGGGGUUGGAGCUGUACGCCAAAGUGCCCAACCUGAGGAUCCUGGCGUGUGGUGGAGACGGGACGGUGGGCUGGAUCUUGUCGGUGUUGGAUCAGUUGAAGCUCCGCCCUCAGCCUCCCGUGGGGAUCCUUCCUCUGGGGACGGGGAACGACCUGGCCCGGACUCUGAACUGGGGAGGGGGUUACACGGACGAACCAAUCACAAAGAUCCUCUCUCACGUGGAGGACGGGAACGUCGUCCAGCUGGACCGGUGGAACCUGAACGUGGAGCCGAACCCCGAGGCCCGACCCGAGGACCAGGACGAACACCAGGUGGACAAGCUCCCCAUCGACGUCUUCAACAACUACUUCAGUCUGGGCUUCGACGCUCACGUCACGCUGGGCUUCCAUGAAUCCAGAG
This is a messenger RNA of Notolabrus celidotus (New Zealand spotty), 1099 nucleotides long. RefSeq names its product diacylglycerol kinase zeta-like. The record is from RefSeq and is a predicted model, not a curated record. Gene Ontology annotation, cellular component: nucleus. Gene Ontology annotation, biological process: regulation of synaptic transmission, glutamatergic; lipid phosphorylation; diacylglycerol metabolic process. The annotation marks the transcript as partial. Gene Ontology annotation, molecular function: ATP-dependent diacylglycerol kinase activity. Lineage: Eukaryota; Metazoa; Chordata; Actinopteri; Labriformes; Labridae. The transcript has 13 exons.